Arctia plantaginis is the source of this 459-nucleotide messenger RNA. The record is from the annotation of a GenBank genome assembly. NCBI's taxonomy places the organism in Eukaryota, Metazoa, Arthropoda, Insecta, Lepidoptera, Erebidae.
AUGUGUGGUUGUGAUUGCGGUGGUUGUGGAGGCAUACCUUUUUGCACAGGCAACUUAUUUGUUAUAGCGGAAAGAGUGAUCUCCUAUGUGGCCCUGACGGCUGUGGUGUGUUGUAUCGUAAUACUAUUCGCUAUUUCAUUGGGCAUUGGAAUUGGUCUUGGUUAUAACUACUGCGUCGUGGACUUGAAGGUUCAGUCGUAUUCUCAAAAGCCCCCAGCGUUGAGAAGUGGCUCAGACGAAAGUGUAGAUGAAAUCCCAAACGACAGUAGACGGCGAUUGGUUAGCUCAAGUACGUCAUCAGCUACGGAUGCAGUUGCAACAGUAACAGUUACAGCACCCGCUGUUGCGGCCGAUAAAUAUACCUUGACCCUGCCCCUGCAUGGCAAUAUGGAUUUCGCAGCACUCCUUGCAAAAUUACGGGCCCGUAACAAAAACAUAACCCUGGAACUUGUAACUUGA